CGUAUCUGUGCCUUAAUUUCUCUGUCAGUGUUUGGUUGCACUGAUAGUGAACCGUUGCAGCUAAUUCCACAUUUUUCAGAACCAUGGACAGCAUCCACUUUGAUUUAGUUGCAGUGUGUGUUAAAGCGGACUGAUAUCUCCCUUAGAGGUUAGACUACUUUUACCUUGUUUUUAUACAGACUGAUUUAAUAGUACACGAUUUUGAAUGAGUCUUGGUGAAGGUAUUUGAUUGAAUAUCAAACUUGCUGUUUUGCAAUUUGGAUACGAUAUUUUUAUUUUGCUUUAGUGCAGAUUGAGCAUAUAGUACAAGUAUUUACUGAAUGCUUAUUCACAUGGUUUCAUAAUGAACAUUAAUGUGUUUUUGGCAAAAUAUCAGUGACACUUUAAAUUUCUUACGUUAAAAAUGGUACUUGUAAUAUUUGUAUCUGUAUGAAAGGACUUGUGAUGGUCAGUAGUUAGUAGUGCCGUUUUUAGACUUUAAUCAUUUCAGGACCUUGGACAGCGACAUCUCAGCUUCCCCUCCAUUUCCACCCAAAGUUAUUACUUUAAUUUUUUAGUACUUCUUUCUUAAUCUCUAUAAUAUAUUCUAUAUACGUGUUUUUUUAUACUUUUAUUCAGAUAUGGUUCAUGUUUCUCUGGACACUUUUUUAUGGCUGAAGUUUCAAACAAAAGUGAGAGAUUAUAACCAUAAAUACUUCUGAAGUGGCGACUCAUCGUUUGCAAUGUUGCUUAUUUGGCUAUUAUUACGCUAUUAUUACCUUAUUUCAAGUUGCACUUCCCUAACAGUGACGUUUGCUGGACAGAUUAGUUCAUGUUGGUUUUCUGCAGUUUUGUAUUUUGAACUCUUAGGGCCGCUGUUGACCAGAGUGUGCAGUGUGCACGGCUGAGAGUAGGGCUGUAGCAGCACCUCCCAUGUUACACCACCAUAAAGAAGAGAGAACACGACGGAUAACAACGCACUUCUGGAGUAUGUUGAAUAUCUGAUAACAGACACAACGACCUCCGAGACUUUUCUUUUCUCUGUGUGGAUUAUACAGCUGAGAUCUUGAUAUUUGACAUUGGAGUGGAUUGCUGUUUAUGGGAUCUAUAACCGGACUGUCGAACCUCGCUGAGAAAACACCCGGAUAGAACAAUGAAAGGACAAGCGCUGUUUUUCAUCUCUCUCCUCUCGCUCGGCUCGGUUAUUGGGCAGGUCAGCUACACAAUACCGGAGGAAAUGUCGAAAGGCUCUUUAGUCGGAAAUAUAGCCCAAGAUUUAGGAUUAGAAACCAAACGUUUGACUUCUGGUAAAGCUCGAAUUUAUACCCGAGACAGCGACGGGUACAUCGAGCUGAACAGAGAAAGAGGAGUCCUCCUCGUCAAAGAGAGAAUCGACAGAGAGGCGCUCUGCAGACAGACGACGCCUUGUGCUUUACAUUUUCAGAUUAUUUUGGAGAAUCCGAUGGAGUUUUACAGUGUUACUGUUCAGAUCACAGACAUCAAUGAUAAUGCACCAACAUUUGAAGAAGGGGAAAUAAAAUUCAAAAUUAGUGAGUCAGCAGUGAUCGGGGCUAAAUUUGUGCUGGAGAGGGCUGUGGAUCUUGAUGUUGGAAUUAAUGAUCUAAAAAAUUACGCAUUAAAGCCAACCGAUAAUUUUGCACUGAAAGUGCACAGUAACGCAGAUGGGAAUAAAAACGUUGAGAUGGUGCUACAGAAGCCUUUAGACAGAGAGAAACAGGAGCAGAUAUCUCUGGUGUUAACGGCUGUAGAUGGAGGAGAGCCGCAGAUGUCAGGAACAAUGCUGAUUGUUAUUACAGUUUUAGACGUCAAUGAUAAUGCCCCCGUUUUUACACAGCCAACAUACAAAGCUACAGUUACUGAGAACUCACCUAAAGGAACAGUUGUUGCCACUGUUUCAGCUUCAGAUGCAGAUCAAGGUUCAAACGGUAAAAUAACAUAUUCAAUGACAAAUACUUUAGAUGAUGUUCGAAAAGUGUUUAAGAUAAAUAAGGAAAAUGGUGAAGUUACUUUAAUUGGAAAUAUUGAUUUUGAAGAGUCGCGAAAUUACCAAAUAAAUGUACGUGCUAGUGAUGAUGGAGGACUAACAGAUUCUUGUAAGCUAAUUGUUGAUGUGCAAGAUGUAAAUGACAACAAACCUGAAAUUAACAUAAUGUCGAAGUCAACUGUGAUAUCAGAGGAUGCCAAACUCAAUACAGUCGUUACGAUGAUAAAUAUUGAGGACAAGGACACUGGAGAAAACGGAGAAGUGCAAUGUUUUAUUAGCGAAAAUGUACCUUUCAUUUUGAAGACCUCAUCAAAUAAUUUCUAUAGUUUAGUGACAGACAGUGAUUUAGACAGAGAGAGAUCCUCUGAGUAUAAUAUAACAGUGACGUGCUCUGAUGAGGGAGUGCCCUCCCUCUCCAGCAGCGUCACUCUCACCUUACAGAUCUCUGAUGUGAAUGAUAACGCACCUGUCUUUGAGAGGAGCUCAUAUGAGGCCUACAUUGUAGAAAACAACACACCAGGCCUCUCUAUAUUCACAGUGAAAGCCAGAGACGCUGACUGGAACCAGAAUGCCCGUGUUUCUUACAUACUGGAGGACUCCUCUGUUAACGGAGUGCCAGUCUCCUCAUAUGUGUCCGUUAGUGCUGAUAGUGGAGUCAUCCAUGCAGUGCGCUCUUUUGACUACGAGCAGAUCAAAGACUUCCACUUCCGCGUCAAAGCGCAAGAUGGAGGUUCCCCUCCACUCAGUAGCAACGUGACUGUGAAAGUACUGAUCCAGGACCAGAACGACAACCCUCCUCAGGUUCUGUACCCAGUCCAGACUGGUGGCUCUCUGGUGGCUGAAAUGGUGCCUCGUUCAGUAGAUGUGGGCUAUCUGGUCACUAAAGUGGUGGCUGUUGAUGUGGACUCUGGACAGAAUGCCUGGCUCUCCUAUAAACUGCAGAAAGCCACGGACAGGGCGCUGUUUGAAGUGGGCUUACAGAAUGGAGAAAUAAGAACUAUCCGCCAAGUCACUGAUAAAGAUGCUGUGAAACAAAGACUGACUGUUAUAGUGGAGGACAACGGGCAGCCCUCUCGUUCAGCUACAGUCAUUGUUAACGUGGCGGUGGCGGACAGCUUCCCUGAAGUGCUGUCUGAGUUCACUGACUUUACACACGACAAGGAGUACAAUGACAACCUGACUUUUUACUUAGUGUUGGCUCUGGCUGUAGUCUCCUUCCUCUUCAUCACGUGUUUAGUGGUUAUUAUAUCAGUGAAGAUCUACAGGUGGAGACAGUCUCGCGUCCUGUAUCACUCCAGUCUCCCUGUGAUUCCAUAUUAUCCACCACGUUACUCAGACACUUUGGGGACAGGGACUCUCCAACACGUGUACAACUACGAGGUGUGCAGGACGACUGACUCCAGAAAGAGUGACUGUAAGUUCGGAGGAGCCGGUAGUCAGAACGUGCUGAUAAUGGACCCCAGUUCUACAGGGACGAUGCAGCGGAUACAGAGUGAGAAGAGCAUCCUGGACGAACCAGACUCUCCUCUAGAGGUUGGACUGCUUUAAUAUUGUUUCUACACACCGUAAUCAAUGGCCAUCUCGAAAUUUAAAGCUCGUAGUUUUUUGUUUGAAAUAAUGGAGCAUUGCUAAGUUUGGGGAUCAUCUUAUCUUAAACUCUGUGUCCUUACUCUGUAGGAAUAUCAUAUUAUUUUUAGUCUUUAUUCAGUGCUUUCUUCUCUUUUUAGAUCUCCUUACUGAAGUUCUUACUGAAGUUCACUUUUUUGAUAUUGAUCGAGUAUUAAUAUCGAUGUUGGUUUCUUGUGACUUCAGAGGCAGAUACACAGCUGUCUUGUUUUUACAUUCUGACUUUGCAUAAUCUAUGAAAGCUUGUUUCAG
Molecule: messenger RNA, 3862 nt
Organism: Sebastes umbrosus (honeycomb rockfish)
Lineage: Eukaryota; Metazoa; Chordata; Actinopteri; Perciformes; Sebastidae
Product: protocadherin beta-16-like
Exons: 1
Coding region: 1133-3532 (799 amino acids)
Biological process (GO): homophilic cell-cell adhesion
Cellular component (GO): plasma membrane
Molecular function (GO): calcium ion binding
Source: RefSeq, a predicted model, not a curated record